GAGUCGCGCCAAGCCAUAAAACCCUUCGCACUGAAAAUAAAAACCCCGCGGACACCUCAUCAACUUCACUCGCUACUUCUCGUCUUCUCGAAAUGGCAACACAAAUUGAAGAGGCUUCUCCGGCAAUCGUUAACGGCGACGACGUGCGAGCUCUCUACGAAGCCGUCCGAUCUCUGCCCAGCCAAGCCGUGAUUGAGUUGUUCUCAAUCGGGGUAUGCACCAGAUGCAUUUUGCGGUUGUUUGGGGUCAGAGAGUGUGUGCAUUAUCGUUCUCCGCUAUCACCUUCAAUGCUGAGCUCAGUCUUCUCGGAUUUAACUGAUCCAGUGGACAUCCACAGUAGCUUACGAGAGCCGGCGGUUUGUACGGUUUGUUUAGGAGUCUUGCAGUUCACUUAUAGUGAGAAUAAUAAGGUGGUGAAAAAGGAGAGUGUGGAUGGGUUGGCUGCUUAUAUUUGCAAUCUGAUUAGGGAACAGGGAUUUGAGAUAGACGGUUUUUCUCUUGAAGUGUCUAUACCACCUAUUAUCCUGGAAAACGAACGCACUGUUUGGGAUCAUAUGAAAACAAAGUAUGAUUCUGAACUUUGGUUUCAGGAGAGGUCACUGCCUGAAUGCAUUUCUGCAAAAGAUGCUCUAAAAGUUUCUCUUACAGAGUCCCUAGAAUCAAUGCUGGAUUGCAAAUCAAGCACAGGCACUUUUCGCAUCCGUUUGACGUACACAUACCCUGUAUCAUCAAAAAUAGUUGAAAACUCUGUUGAUGGGUGCCAUGAGAGUAAAAGAAGAAAAACAGGCACACCGAAUGGUCUGGACUUGGGUGAACCGAGGAGUCUGCAAGCUAAUGAAUCGUCGAAAUGUCUGAAGUUAUGUCUUGAGCAGACCAAUGAACCUUGCUGUUUGGAGUUCCUCUGUUACAGGACGCAAAUAUACUUUGGUGGGAGAUACCUGAAGUACUCGAGAAAUGUAAGUCAAAGUUGUUGGAUUAUUGAUGAUGAAAGAAUGGGAGAAGCAUCAGUUGAGGAGAUAAUAGGUAGCAACAUUCUUCCCAUAUGUCGUGGUGAUAAAUACAAGUUUCAUGCGGCUGGCAGAGAAGAUAUUGAUGUCCGGAUGUUGGGUUCUGGGAGGCCUUUCCUGGUUGAGGUACAAAAUGCGCGCUAUAUCCCAUCACUGGAGUCUGUAAAAGAUUUGCAAACAAAGAUAAAUAACUUGCAAAAUAAAUUGGUGGGUGUUAAAAAUUUGAAACUAGUGGGCAGUCAGUCAUGGGAUCUCAUGCGUGAAGGAGAAGCAGAGAAACAGAAGCAAUACACUGCACUUGUGUGGACGUCUCGCAUUCUCAAUGAUGAAGACUUUCAGUCUAUAUCUUCAAUUAAAGACAUGCUUAUUCUGCAAAGGACUCCAAUCAGGGUGCUUCACCGCCGAAGUCCAUUGGAACGUGAAAAGAUUAUUCAUUGGAUGAGAAUCGAGAGGAUCGUUGGAAGUUCUCAAUAUUUUCUUCUGCACCUAUGUACCCAGGCUGGAACGUAUAUCAAGGAAUUUGUUCAUGGUGAUCUUGGACGCACUCAACCUAGCUUUGGAUCAAUGUUGGGUACGAGAGCAGAGAUACUGCGACUUGAUGUAACUGAUGUUAAAAUGGAUUGUUUUCUCACUGAAUGAGGAAGGAACCAUUGAAGCUGGAGGUUUAAGGUUAUGCAGAGUGAAUCAUUUUUUGGCACCAUGUAUGAUUUCGGCUUAAAGCAACUUUUUUUUGCUUCUAAAUUCCAAAGAGUCAAUAAACCCCUGGAUUUUAAUAAGAAAAAUUUAAAGCCAGGUUUUGAUCAACGGCCCUGAAGCCCCAUUUGUAGUGAAGAGGUUUCGGACCAUCGACAGGCUUAAUUUUACUGGCAUUGGCAGCCGCUUUUUUGAUUACUGGCACACUUUUUUGACGGGCCUAACGUGCGCAGAUU
Messenger RNA from Argentina anserina (silverweed cinquefoil), 1936 nucleotides. RefSeq lists its product as uncharacterized. The record is from RefSeq and is a predicted model, not a curated record. Gene Ontology annotation, biological process: tRNA pseudouridine synthesis. NCBI's taxonomy places the organism in Eukaryota, Viridiplantae, Streptophyta, Magnoliopsida, Rosales, Rosaceae. The coding region runs from base 93 to 1646 and encodes 517 amino acids. Gene Ontology annotation, molecular function: pseudouridine synthase activity; RNA binding. The transcript has 16 exons.